ACAAGUCACAUUGGGGCUUGCAUGCAGCUGCCUCCUCCUUGCCUAUAGUACUACCCAGGUGAAGAGAGGAGGCCUGGCCUCUGUUGCCAGAGAAGAUGGCCUCAACCCCAGCCUGUCUGCUGAUGCUCUGGCCACUGGUUCUGAUUCUCUGUGAUCCAGCAGAUUCCAUCAAGUUUCCUGAAGGCUUUGACCGGACAAACUUGCCACAACCACCUGAAUUCACAACACAACCUGAGAAAGAGAUUGUUUUGUAUCCCAUUGAUGAGGUUGUCCUGAAAUGGGAGGCUACUGGGAAUCCCUCAGUGACAUACCGCUGGACCAAGGACGGGGAACACUUUGAUCCAAACCGGGUGCGAGGGAUAGAACAGUGGAAAGAUUCAGGGAUUCUGAUCUUCAAUGCAAACAAUGAGAAUGUGCCGACCAGGCUCAAUGGGCUGUAUCGGUGUUACGCCAGCAACAUACUGGGCACCGCCAUGAGUUCUGAGAGCCACAUCAUUGUUGAGAAUGCACAGUGGCGAAAGGAGGAGGUGGCACCCAUCACAGCAGAAGAAGGGACCCACACAGUCUUGCCCUGCAACCCACCCACCAGUGCAGAUCCGCCUAAAAUCUAUUGGCUCAACAGCAGGAUUGAGCACAUCACCCAAGAUGAACGAGUCACUGUGGGCCAGGAUGGAAACCUCUACUUUGCCAAUGUACAGAUGAAGGACAGUCGACCUGACUAUAUCUGCAAUGCCCACUUCCAGGGCCCCCGACUCAUUAUCCAGAAAGAACCUAUUGAACUAAAAGUCAUCCCCACCAACACUUUCUCCCACCAGAAACCAAUUCUAAUUGUGCCAGACAGCACGCGCAAGAGCUAUGUGGCCCUGUUGGGAAAGCCCUUGGUACUGGAAUGCAUUGCAGCAGGACUCCCUACACCAUCAGUGGAAUGGAUCCAGCUGAACAGAUUGAACCCUUCACCUCGGGUGAUCUUUGAGAACUACAAUAAAACCCUUUCGAUCCCAACAGUGACAGAAGAUGAUGAUGGAGACUAUCAGUGUAUCGCUCAUAAUGAGCAUGGCAGUGUCCGCCACACCUAUACCGUUAACAUUGAGGCUGCUCCAUACUGGAUAAAAAUACCCACGAGCCAGAUCUAUGGACCAGGGGAGAAUGUCCGCCUGGAUUGUGAAGUUGAUGGAAAACCCAAGCCAAAAGUGUCAUGGAGCAUAAACGGGACUCCUCUAAAAGAUGUGAUGCCAGAUCCAAGAAGGAAGACCCAACCAGGGGCUUUAAUCUUCAGCGAGGUGCAGCCCAAUGAUACAGCUGUUAUCCAGUGCCAAGCCCACAAUAAGCAUGGCAGUAUCUUGGCCAAUGCAUACAUCCUCGUUGUCCGGUUGCCAGCAGAGAUCCUGACCCCAGAUGGUGUAGAGUAUGCUGUGGUGGAGAACCAAGUAGUGAUCCUACAUUGCAAGACUUUUGGGGCACCCAGGCCCAAAGUGCAGUGGUUUAUGGAAGACAUGAACCCUGCCCUAAAAGAUAAAAGAACUUUUAUAUUCACAAACGGGUCCCUGAAACUUCAGGAAGUCCAACGUGAAGAUGCAGGAAACUUCACGUGCUUUGCAGAGAAUGAUCAGAACAAUGUCUCCAUCACUGCCCGCCUGGUUGUCAAAGGAGCCACACAGAUUGAAGAGGGUCCUACCAACAUGGAAAAGGAGAAAGGUGAGAGUGUGACAUUCUACUGCAAAGUACUGUUUGAUGAGAGUAUUUCGAAGCGUGGUAUCCAAUGGCGCCUAAAUGGGGAAGAUAUUGAAGAAUCAGAUGACGAUAACAAAUACAUCAUCGGUGACACGUCGCUGACAGUCACCAACCUGGACUACUCUGAUCAAGGAAUGUACAGCUGCCUGGCCUGGACAGCCCUUGACUCUGUAGAAGAAAGCGCCAAGCUUUCGGUGUAUGGCACACCUGGCCCUGUGUCAAAUCUGGAGGUGCAGAGGCAGCAGAAUCAUCAGGUAAAGCUGACGUGGACACCUGGAGAUGAUCACAACAGAGCUAUAACGGAAUAUGCUGUGUUUUGUAAAGAAACCAAAUUUGGGUCAGCAGAAAUGGAAUGGUUAGCCACCGUCCCAGGAAACCAGCCAUGGGCCAUUCUUCAACUAUCUCCAUUCAGAAAUUAUAACUUCUAUGUAGAGGCCAGCAAUGACCAGGGGAAAAGUGAAUUAAGCAGCCAAUCUGCCAAUCAUGCCACAGAUCCUGCAGCACCUGAGCGAAACCCAGAGGAUGUUAGAGGAGAAGGAAAUGAAACCACUAAUAUGAUCAUCACCUGGACGCCCUUGGCUCACAAGGAGUGGAAUGCCCCAACACUGAGGUAUCGCGUGCAGUGGCGGCUAGAGAAUGAAGGCCAAUGGGAAGAGAUGGAAGUUGAAGCCCCUCCUGUGGUGGUGACAGAUACCCCUGUCUUCUCACCCUAUGAGAUCAAGGUGCAGGCCCACAAUGAUUUUGGCAAAGGGCCUGAACCUCAAAGUGAACAAGGUUACUCAGGGGAGGAUGUGCCUGAGGCUGUCCCGGAGGAUCUGCUGAUUGAGAUGAUCAACAGCACUACCAUCAAGCUUUCUUGGAUCCUUCCCAACAGAGAGAAAAUCUGGGGACACCUCAAGGGAUUCAAGGUGUAUUACUCCAGGCUGGGAACCCUGGCAGAACGUAGCCGUCGACAGGCCCAUCUUCACUUCCACUCCCACGGGGAACUGCUGAUUUUGGGGAAUGUGUCUGAAGUCACACUGGGGGGCCUCAGGCCCUGGAGCCGGUACCAGGUUCAGCUGGCUGUGUUGAAUGGGCGGGGGGAGGGGCCCCGCAGCGAGGCCAUGGAGUUUGUGACACCCGAGGGAGUACCUAGCAUCCCUGAAUCCUUUCAGUUGGACUAUCUCUCGGAGACAGCAGUGUUGCUAGAAUGGAUGCCUCCAAAAUUCCCUAAUGGGAAAUUACUGAGAUACGUGUUGGGAUACCAGCAAGCCAAUCAGACAGAGGUGGACAUCAGCAACAUCCACAUCCCACCCACCCAGUUAAGCCUCAAUCUCAGCGACCUUGACCCCCACACUCCCUAUAAAUUCUCCUUGUGGGCGGAAACCAAAGAGGGUCGAGGGGAAGUAUCCGUACUGGAGGAGCAUACAAUGCAUGAGUCAGUGAACUUGUCUUUUGUAAACAUCAGUGUGGGUGAGACAGGAGAAAACUUCACCACCAUCAUCUGGAUCCCACGUCAGAACCAGCGAGAUGUGGAGUUUGCAGUCCACGUUAUGAGCAAAACAGACAAAGGACAAUGGCGUGAUGUAGGAAAGGCCAGUUCUGGCCAGGGCUCAUACAGCAUUCCAGAUUUGCAGCCAGGCAAGCAGUAUCGUGUUCGGCUGGUGAAAAUACACCGGACUGGGGAUGUUCAAAUCAUCUGGGAGUCAGACGUGGAGACCAGUGGUGUGGUUGAAGAGACAAAUAACUUUGCUGCAGAGGGUUGGUUCAUCGGCUUCAUCAGCGCCAUUGUCCUCCUCAUCCUGGUUCUGGUGCUCCUCUGCUUCAUCAAGCGCAGCAAGGGCGGCAAGUACUCGGUGAAAGACAAAGAAGAUACCCAGGUGGAUUCCGAGGCCAGGCCCAUGAAGGAUGAGACCUUUGGAGAAUACAGGUCCCUGGAGAGUGACAAUGAGGAGAAGCCCUUCACCAGCAGCCAGCCUUCCUUGAAUGGUGACAUCAAGGCUCUGGGGAGUGAUGAUAGCUUGGCAGACUAUGGGGGCAGUGUGGAUGUCCAGUUCAAUGAGGACGGCUCCUUCAUUGGCCAGUACAGCGGCCAAAAAGGCAAAGAUGGAGGUGGAAAUGACAGCUCUGGGGCUACCAGUCCUACCAAUGUGGUCACUGCCCUGGAAUAAGUGGAGGCAUUUUCCCAAAGGAUAACCCCCCCCCCCCAGCCCUGGGGAAGAGGAUUUCCCUAUGGAUUGCUGGGGGCAGGGGAAGUGAGCACAGGGUUAAUCACCUCACCCAGGCAAAGAAUCAAAGAAUCAAUGUUCCUCAAAUGGAAAUAGUAAUUGGGGGAAUCCACCCCUUUGUUUACUGGCUAACCCCACCCCAAAAACUAAUCAGGGAGGGUUAGAAAAUCAGGGGAUUCCUCAAAUGAUCCACCUAAAAAAGUAUCUCAUUUCCACACCUUCCCUGCAAACCAGUUAUCCUUCAGCCAAACUAUGUCCAUGUUUUGUGUGGUGGGAAGGGGAGGGGAGGGAGAAAGGGAGGGGCAUAUGAUAUGAUUCAAGGUAUGAGCUUCUUGGCUUCAUAAGAGGGGAGGGACUCAGGUUUCAAAAUUGCCAAAAGAGCAGAUGACCCCCUUCUCAAGACCCUCAAAUAUUCAUUCUUUGCUCAUGUUCAAGAAGGGGAUGUUAGAUGGUGCUGCAAUGUCUAAUCCCAACCCAAAUCAGGACAGGAGACAAAACAGAUGGUGACCUGAAAGGAAUGGGAGCCAAGGAACAGGGAAUCCUUUCUCUGCCUCUGAGUGAAAGGGUGGCUCGAAAGGAUUAGGAGCCAGAAGUUGUGGCUGUGCAAAAGGAAGGAAAACCACUGGGCUGGAAGCCAGAAAGGGUCUGAGCCUUUCAGUUUUGCCAUUUACCACCUUCUCAUGGAUUCAGCUAAGGGUGGUCUCCUGAAGUUUCGUUUAGAGGGGCAGGGAUGCUCCAGCCAAAUCUUCUGAGCACCUCUCUGUUGAUCUGUCACUUUUUCUUUCCUUUAUUGCUCAUUUUCUAAACAGGCCUUGCCAAGGCAGCAGUUCUCUCAGAAUAGUAGCUUUCAUACUUUUUACCUAGAGGAAACCCUUUCCAUGUCUGCUCAUCCACUAAGAUGCUCCCACCCGUCAGCCAUGGAAGUUGGGACCUAUUCUGCAUCCGGGAGGGACAUUGACCAGUUGGUCCUGUUGAGCAUCCUUGUUACUUCACAUUAAAUGACUCUGUACUUGGACAUUGCCCUGCCAUUAAAGUAGUGCUUGUUUACCAUGACCCGUAUAAAAGGGUCUAAUCAAUUGCCAAGAGAUCCUCAAGGUAUCCUAGGACCCAGUUUGAGAACUGCUAUGAAAACCUGCUCUCCUGGUGCUGAACAGCCCACUUAGAAUGAUCUCUCUGUCUUUUCUGUCGUGUUAAUUAGCAUCUCCUCUUUCAUCAGAUGAUCAAGAUCAAGUUCUUUCCACUAGGCCACAUCCCACCAUUUGACAACCUCCUCCUCCUCCUCCUCCUCCCCCCCACCCCAUCUCCAGUCCCAACCCUCCCCUCGAACAGCAGAAAAAAACCCAGGACCCUCCCUGCUUCCUGAAUGCAUCUCACGCAGCUGCCUUGCAACACACUCUUGUCUUUCAAAAGUGGCUUCUUGUUCACAGAAUCAACCCCUACCCCAUUUCCACCUCCGUCUAUUGUAAUUAUGACUAUUUUUUCUCUUGCUUGUCGGGGAUGAAAUGAAUCCUUGCUUUUUUUGCAUACAAAGUUUUCUAAAAUAAUAAUAAAAAAUAAUAAAAGUACUCUGGUGUUUUGAGCAGCCCUGCACAAAAUCGAUCCUGCCUUUUUCCUCUCUGUAAAUAUUUCAAACUCUUGUGCUUGAGUUUGUUUUAGAUGUCUUAGGACUGGUGUUUUUGAAGUCUUUUAGUGGGUCUAUUAAGGUGGCUUGGAAUUAAAAAGAGAAAAAAAAAUGAAAAAAGCAUUUUAAACGGUCCUCUUUCUCCUGAAAUGUGAUACCAUUUCCACCUAUCCAUCCUCCCUGCCCUAUGUAUUCUCUUUUGUCAGGCCUGUUGCGAUCUAACUUUCUCUCUU
Python bivittatus (Burmese python) is the source of this 5792-nucleotide messenger RNA. Lineage: Eukaryota; Metazoa; Chordata; Lepidosauria; Squamata; Pythonidae. The record is from RefSeq and is a predicted model, not a curated record.